AUGACGAAAGAAAAUAUUCCUUACAGUGUAAAAAUAUCACUUAUUUCACAACUGAUAAUGUUGGGUAUUGCCACAAUAUUUGAGUUUACACUCUUUUUCACAAAUUUAUAUGAGAUAUAUUCACCUCAAAUAUGUACAAUCUCAUUCACUGGUUAAGAAAGAUGUUUAAAUUAUGAUGGCUAAUAUGAUACUUUCACUGUAGAUUGUGAAGAUUGUUAAUUUUUACACCUCAUUUGGCCAUUAUCCUUGGCUGAAUUUAUAUUAUUAUUGUGUAUUUUUAUUUGUAAAAUAUACUACUUCUGUACUCUAAAAUGCAGUACUAUCAUUAAGGUAAUAUCAAUCAUUUUCAUUGCAGUAAUACUAAGCUUAGAAAUCUAUUUACUUUUGUUAUUUGAUAACAAUAUCCUUGAAGUUUUAACAUUUAAUUAUACAAUCAAAUUAUAUCCCAUCAUUAUCAAACUAUUUAUUGGAUUUUUGAUUUUGCUUAUAAUUAUAGCAAUAUGGAUUGAAGAUAUUUAAACUUUUAAACAUAAGAAAUAAUAAUCAAUGUCAACUUCCUCUUGCUCCUAUUCAUAAUAAUUGUUAUAAAUUUAGUGA
Molecule: messenger RNA, 597 nt
Organism: Paramecium primaurelia
Lineage: Eukaryota; Ciliophora; Oligohymenophorea; Peniculida; Parameciidae
Source: the annotation of a GenBank genome assembly